UUAGUCGCGCAAUUAUCUAAAGAACUCCCCGAGGAGUGCGUCAGUGGGAGGACGAAGUGAGGCGCGCGACUGUGAUGCGACAGAUGUUGGAAAAGUCUGGUUGGAUGUAGUCAGAUGAGAAAGUGUCCUGAACAGAGAUGAACACGUUUUUCUGUUGGCGACGGACGAUGAGCAGUAAAGAGGUGGAAGCUCAGGUGCGAUGUUUCCUUCUGUGAAAGCUUCAGCUGGCAACUAUAAAGGGCAUGUUAUUGGCGGAACAGCAUCUCUACCGAGGACUUAACUAAAAUAUUGCCUGCCACUGGUUAUGAGAAUCUGCACUACGAGACUGAAACGGCUGGGGGUAAGAUGUUUGUGGAGUCAAUCGUGCGAUGGGCGGCCUGGAGCAUCGUCCUCCAGUUUGUCCUGGGUGUAUCUGCAGGAGGCUGUCCCCCACGCUGUGUGUGUCGACCUGAGGCCAAAGAAGUGAUCUGCUCUGGCAAACAUUUGAACUCAGUGCCAGAGGGCUUUUCCGGCGAUGCCAGGCGUUUGGAUUUAUCCCAGAAUAAGAUUAAGACCGUUGGGCGCCGCCAGUUCUCCGGCCUCCCGCAGCUUCAAGAGUUGGAUCUCAGUGAUAACAUAAUCUCCAUGAUGGAGGUGGAGGCUUUCCAGGGGCUGCAGAACCUCAGGACGCUUCGGAUUAAGAAUAACCGACUCAAGAUCAUCCCUGUCGGGGUGUUUUCUGGCCUUUCCAGUCUGCGCUUCCUGGAUUUGAGCCAGAAUGAGAUUCUCGUCUUCCUGGACUACACCUUCAGAGAAAUGGUGAACUUGCAAACGUUGGAAGUCGAAGAGAAUGACUUGGUCUUCAUCUCCCAGCGGGCUUUUUAUGGUCUGCAGAAUCUGCAAGAACUCAAUUUGGACCGCAGCAACCUGACGUCUGUUCCUACAGAGGCAUUGUCCCAGCUCCAGAGCCUGGCACGCCUUCGCAUGCUACGCCUUACCAUUUCUACACUGCCUAACAACGCUUUCCGACGACUACACCGCGUGCGUAGCCUCAUCAUUUCAAACUGGCCUGCGUUAGACACGGUGGCGAGCAACAGCCUGAUCGGACUGAAUUUGACCACGCUUGUCGUCAGCAGCUGCAACCUGAGUGUUGUUCCUUACUCAGCACUCCGUCACCUGGUGUACCUGCGCUACUUGGACUUGUCCUACAACCCCAUCACUGUUAUCCAGGGUAAUCUGCUAGGGGACCUCUUGAGACUCCAGGAGUUACACCUAGCAGGGGGGAGUCUGCUAAGAAUAGAUCCGGGGGCCUUUAGGGGACUGGCCUACUUCCGCAUGCUUAAUGUGACGUCCAAUCAGCUCAGUACUUUAGAGGAGAGCGUCUUCCACUCUGUGGGCAACCUUCAGGUGUUGCGGUUGGAUGGGAAUCCCCUAGCAUGUGACUGCCGGCUUCUCUGGGUGGUCCGUCGACGAUUGCGCCUGAACUUUGACGGACAUCAGCCCACUUGUUCGUGUCCUGAUGCAGUGAGACAGCGGGAGUUCAGAGACUUCUCCGAGAAGGAACUCCCAAGGCUGUUUACCUGCCGCCCUGCCCGUAUCAUGGACCGCAGGCCGCAGGAGGCAAGAGUAGAGGAGGGCACUACCGUCCUCUUCUCCUGUAAGGCUGAUGGGGAUCCGUUCCCGUCCAUCACCUGGAUCUCAUCCCAUAAGAAUGUGGUUUCUCCAACAGGGCGAAUUAGAGUUUUGCCAAAUGGGACUCUGGAGGUUCGUUUUGCCCAAGUUCAGGACAGUGGCACAUAUCAGUGCCUGGCGGGCAAUGCGGCCGGCAAUGACAGCCUAACUGUAGGCCUGUACGUGAAGGGGCUCCCUCGGAACCGAACCAUCCCUUACUUUUCCGAGGAGGGCUGGGAUGAGCCUUUGAACACGCAAGCUGCCAACUCCUCAGCUCAAAUGGCCAAACCGUACCCAUUUGACGCGAAGACCUUGAUCAUCGCCACCACCAUGGGCUUCCUGUCUUUCCUCAGCUCAGUGGCCAUCUGUUUUGUCUUCAUGUUUUUCUGGAGCCAAAGCAAAGGUCAGAUCAAGCACACAGCUACCAUUGACUUUGUUCCUCGCUCUUCAAUGGGUGGUGGAGGGGAGGGAGGAGACGGUGGAAGGUUCACCAUGAAACUUAUUUAAAGCCGAGGUGGAGGUGAAAGGGGCUUCCUUACCGACUGAGUUCUUCUGAACGAUGGACCCCUGUUGGGACACUCAAGGAGAACUAUUUUCAAAGUCCUAUUUUGAUAGACAAAUCAGAGCCGGUUUAUUGGGCCUGUGCUUGCCCUCGUCUAAUUUUAGAGUCAGCACUGACUUCACUUACGAAUGAACCUAGCUUAGAAAGUAUGUUUUAUGUAAGCAUGUAAUUAAAAAAAGGAUUUCACUUCCACUCCGUUUAGGAUGAACACAUGAAGACAGCGGAGCUUUGACACAGCCUUGUCUAAACAUAUCAGGUGCUUGUUUAAUCAUCCAUAUUGUACAAGUGUGCUUGUAUUGCCAAUACAAGCCGAGUACACACUUGCCCUUUUGAACCCCAGGUUGCUAUUUCUGCUUACACACAGAAGAUCAAGACUGCAAAUUCAGCAUUGGCUCUAAGCAUAUGUGACUGCAAAGCUGUUGAUACUUGCAAUAAAUAUAUGGAAUAGACUAGCCAAAUAAUCUUUUCGAUCCUCAAGUUGUGAAAUUUUGGCCAUUUCGCAGUAUGCUGCAUUGGAAAUGUGCUUUCUGUUGUGGGUACUGCUUACUUUAAAUGAUCAUGUAACAGAGCAAAGGGACUGGUUGCAUAUCAUAAUGUAAGUAGGAAUGCAAUCCUUUCCUAUUUAAUACUUAAAACACACCUAUCAGGUCCAAAUUGGAUCUUUGUUUUGUAAAAUAUCGUGUCAUGUAAGUACAAUCGAUGACUUUUUUCUCCCGCCAACAAAUACUAUGAUUUCUUUCCUUUUUUUAAAUAUAAAAAAUACCACUUUUUUUUAUUUUCAACAACACGAAACAUUGACUAACAUGUGCCUCAGCAACACGUUCACCGUUGACAGAGAGAAUGCUCACCUCAUCAUCGUUAUCUUGUAAAUAUUUAGGUCAAGGGCGUUUGUGUGCGCUGGCUUUAUCUUAUCAUUUUAUCUAGUUCUGGGGAUUAGCGUCACUCAAAUUUGGCACGAUUGUUUGUGUUUAGCGUAACUGUGUAGAUGCACUACGCACAGAGCAAUGCUUUAGUGUGCCAGGAGUUGAUGAUGCAGACAUUCAGCAUGGAUUUGUUCAUUUAAUACCU
Molecule: messenger RNA, 3280 nt
Organism: Eleginops maclovinus (Patagonian blennie)
Lineage: Eukaryota; Metazoa; Chordata; Actinopteri; Perciformes; Eleginopidae
Gene: lingo4b
Product: leucine rich repeat and Ig domain containing 4b
Exons: 3
Coding region: 346-2157 (603 amino acids)
Molecular function (GO): protein binding
Source: RefSeq, a predicted model, not a curated record